UGUGUAACGUGUUUUUGUUUUGCGUUUUGUGUAGCAAACAAAUUGGGCCACCAUCUUGUGUGUUCAGUGACAUUUUUUUAAAAGGGAGACGCAAAAUAGUUUUUAAUUAAUUGUCAUAUGUAAGUCGCAUUCACAAUCAAGCAUCAUGAGUAAAGGAGAUGUACUCCAAUUCAGUAGUAAAGAUGAAGAAAUCCAAUAUUGGAAAGGUUUGGCAGAGGAAUACUUACAAGAGGUGGAGAGGAUACAAAAAGAAUCUGAUGAAUUCAUAGUUGAAUCUCAACAGCUGGAAAAAGAGUAUGAGGCGACCAUAGAGCAAAAUGAAAAGAAAAUCAAGGAUCUGUCAUUAGCAAACAACAAGGCUCAAAAUGAAAUUGAUGCACUGAAGAUCAAAGUAGAACAAUGUAACAAAGAAAAUGACAACCUGGAGACUGAAAUAACGAACUUGAAAGUGGAAAACUCGCGAAUGGCGCAGUACAUCAGGGAUCUGGAACAGAAAAAUGAUGACCUUGAACGAUCUAGAAGGAUUAUCGAGGAAAGCAUCGCCAGUAUUGAAGCAGCAUUCCAUUCAGCCAUUGAGAGAAAUGCUAUGCUAGAAUCAGAAAUAGACGAAAAGGAGGUCCUUAAGGAAAAACUGCAAAGGUUUGCUGAUGAGACAAGAGAUUUGAAGCAAGAAUUAUUAGUAAAAGAUCGAGAACAUGUCCCAGAUAACGAACGAGUUCUGAAUGGCUACAAAAGUUCACCUGUCGAUUCGAAUCGACUGAAAGAAAAUGAAACGCAAACUACACCAGUCAAACAUGAUUUCCAAGCAACAAUAUCUCCAGCGUCACGAGUAAUGGCCUUGAAUAUUGUAAGCGAUCUUAUUAGGAAAGUUGGAUUGACGAGGUGGCUGUGCUCAAAAUGUGGACAAAUUAAAUGCACCGAAUGUGUUGUCAGCAGUGCAAAAUCUGCCAGCAUUAACAACAAAUUAGGGUUUAGAACGUAAACUAGAGAAAUCGAAAUACGAUUAUAAAGAUCUAUCGACAACUGACCUUCGGUGAGUGUGGUGCUCCUGAGUUAUAGUUUAUAAUUUAUUUUUAACUAAUUUACUUGGAACGAUUUUAUGUAGUAAUAUGUGUAGUUUUGAACUUUACAUACAUACACGCAAACACUUUGAUUUAAUCAUUUUUUAAAGUGUCAGACGAACGCUAAAACCGUCGCGAUUUUAACGCUUUUUGACUGUGCACUGUUAGGGCAAUUUCUGUGAUCACGACGUUGAUAACGAUGACGGUGAGGCAGUGGCUCGACAUCAUGGCCGCCGCGUUUAGCUCAUUUUUCACGAUCGAUUGGAACAAUCAUAACUAAGAACUACUCAAGAAUGUAGAGAUUAGAAUCGCAGGUUUCUGUACAAAUAGAGCAAAUUAAAGCGACUGUAACGUUUGCGAGGUUCGAUGGCUUUAACACGCUUUUAUUAGCUUGAUCUCUAUGAAUGUAACGGAAUCUUUCAACCUAAUUUCAAGAAGUCUGAUUAUCUUGAAAAUUUGCACAUCGAUCAAGGGUCGAUGGUAUUACAUUAAUUUUGGAAAAAAAUUGAAUUUGAACAUUUUUAAACAAUUUGAAUUUUGGACUUUGGAAUAAAAUAUUUGAAAAUAUGGAAAACAAUUGAAAAAUGCUGUAAUUUGGAAAAUAAAGUUUGAGAAAUUUUGAAAAAGGGGGGCACAAACUUUACGGAAAUCAGUCCCGGUGAAUCUUGAUUAAAAUUUGGGAGCAAACUCUCCAGAGCAUCCGGAUCGAAAGUUCUCAUGGGCUGUUAGUAGUCGUUUCCAUGACAUACAGUGCGUUCUAAACAUGCUCCUAAAUAAAAAAAAAUAUCAAAGAAAACCUUUAGUUAUUAUAUAUGAUAUCCGAGGGCACAUUUCUAAAAUAGUCACAAUUGUAAUUAAAUCUUAAUUUUUAUUAUACUUGAUUGUUGGACUUUUUACUGCAGUAACACACCCUCCAUAACUUGAAAAUUACUUUCUACUCUUUUCAGUUCGAUUUGCUAUUAAAGCUAUUAAAAGUCUUUCUAGUUUUUUAAACUAUAAUUUAUUGGCCGCUCAAGUUCGUAUGAUUUGCGCUAUGCUUCGAAAAACGAAUUUACUCGAUAGACCAAUGCUUACAAAAUCGCGACUCAUUUAGCGUUCUUAUUCUAUGUCCCUAACACGUUUUUGUAAUGUUGACAGAAGAUGCAGAAAAAACAGUGUGGCGCCUAUAUAUCCAAGGAAUAACUAAAUGAGAAACAUUUAAUAUUAUAUUUUUAAUCUCGGCGCAUAUUUCAAACGAACUGUAUUUAUAAAAAAUUAUGCUGUAGAUGAUCUCUGGUUUUAUGAUGAAGCUGAAAGGAAAAGCGAAAAUACUCAUACUAAAAUAUUGAAUAAGUAUUACAUGUUGAUUGUAACUGUCUGAUGUUGAUUCUAGAAAAGUAUCAGUUAUCUCAAACUUAGUUAUCUACCCAAAUUGAUAAUAUAUGAAAUAUUUCUCAUUAUAAGUGACCUGAACAUAUUCAAUUUUUUAUUGCUUUUAUUUUUGUUGUUGGUAAACAUUUCACGAGAAUUAUGCAUGCGUUAUUUUUAUUUAUAUGGGAAGAUAGCAUUGCAUAUUUUAUUAUACAGGGUGAUUCAUACAUAUGUAACUUAUACACCAAUUUUGUGUAGCGCUACAGGCGACAUGUUUGACGAAAAUAUCCUUUUCAUACAACUUUUGGAUAAGCAGCCCUUCCUCAGGCACAUAUUUUGUUUGCAUACAUCUCGAAAACAUGUUCCCUCUGGGAAACUUUGUACUUCUCAAUUCGUUACGAAACUUUGUGCAUAUAGAAUGCAAGUGUUUCCAACAUUUGGUAUAGCUUUUUGUAGUCCUGCAUGCAGAUAACUAACUUUGACUGAACUGCAAUACAACAUAGUUUUGUGAAGGAGAAAUUGUGAUACAAUGAUCUGUGACAAUUAUUGAGCUUUGUUACCUUUAGUAUUGUCCACUUUUAUAUUUUAAUAGUUCCUACCGCAUAAUAUUUUAUAAUCGAGUCUUAGCAAACCGAAAAGGGAACAUCUCAAUUCCUUUAAUAUGGAGAUAUAUUAUUGUGAAUUUGGUUACGUGUGAUUUUUUAUUUUUUUAUGUCAUUUGUUUGAUGACAUGAAUAAAGUAAGUUUAUUUAUAUAUUUAGUUGCUAAGUAAUUUUUUCAUUAUCUUUUUUGUGCAACAUCUGUAAAUUGUUGAAUAAAAUAAUAUCUAUAAGAGUUUUUAAAGAUAACAAGUAAAUCAUAA
Acanthoscelides obtectus is the source of this 3273-nucleotide messenger RNA. The record is from the annotation of a GenBank genome assembly. NCBI's taxonomy places the organism in Eukaryota, Metazoa, Arthropoda, Insecta, Coleoptera, Chrysomelidae.